GGUGAAGCGGCCAUAUUUUGUGUGUCUGUGUGUGUAUGCGUGCGAUCCGCCAUUUCACCUAUCGCUGAUGUGAUUUUGAAUUGGAUCUCUCUUACUAUUUCAGUGAUUUCUGUAGCUGUGUUGAUUCUGAUUUUUACACGGAUUACUUUCUAGGAUUCUAUACAGUUUAAAGAAUUCAUUUCAGGAUAUAUAUUCCCGGGAUAGGCUCCAUAUGAAGUGAAAUUUCGAUGGAGGCCGACCCGGGCAAACAGCGGCCCCGACAAAAGCGUCGAGAGCGAGCAUUACAGCUACAUGAUAAACAAUCAAGGGAGGAGGAGGAAGUGAGUGGCCAAGAUGACCAAGAUGGGUCCCCUCCACGAUCGAGUAAGGAUAAACCACCUCGAUCUAAAUCAAAGAAGGUCAAAACCAGUGCAUUAUUCGAAGAGGAUAUUAUCGAUGGAUUUGCUAUUAUGAGUUUCAAAACACUCGAGGAACUGGAGAGUGUUUCUAAGAAAAAUGGAUGUCUUAAAAACAAAUGUGUCAAAGUGGAUAACUCGGAUACUAGCUUACCUCAGGAAAAGGAAGAUAACAAUAAAAUUAAAAAGAAAAAGGUGAAAAAGAGCGCCUCCAUCAAUAGCAGUAAUGAGAACAGCAACAAUAACGGAGAGGUCAACGAUGCAGGCAACAACAGCAACGCGCUCCUGGCUGGCGUCACGCAUAAUACUUCCAGUGCUGGACUCGUGAAUGACCAGCCGAACCACCACCACCACCACCAUCUCAACCACCACCAGCACAAUGGCCCGGUGGAGCCCCCGAGGUCUGUCUCCAGAGAUCGCUUGAGUGAUGCCAGUACACAUUCGGGAUCUGGGCAAGGAUACGUGUGUGAUGUGGAAAGCGGAGACGAUAAGGCUUCGGAAUCUGGAUCAGAUCUUUAUUCUGGCAUACCAUCAACUGCAAUAGUCAACCAUCUGCCCACUAAUGGUCACUCCAAUCCAUGUGUGGCCUUGACAGCGCCCACGCCUCCGCCCUCCACGUCUACGACUCCUACAUCAUUGUGUAAUGGCGUAGGCGGCAGCUCCAACCAUUCGCCCUCACCGGUGCACCAUCAGACCCUCGUGUCCAGCACAUCGACCACUAGCACCACCAGUACAAGUAGCACCAGCAGGCCUGGUCUGAGUGUUGAUGCGCUGACCUCUACCAGCAGCUCAGUCACUGUGAUACAGUCCACCUCGCCCUACGGCUGCCAGUUCUCCCCCGCCAAGAACAAAAGGCCGUUGUCCCCUAGCUCCCAGUUGGUGAUAGACACUUCCACUUGUGCCAGGUCUUUGCAGUAUUCCAAAUCUCUUAAAGCCAAUCACACUCCUAGCCAUAGCAACAAGGCUGUGCCGCAUCUUCUCACUAGCAGCAAUCUUCAGCAUAUACAGCAGCAACCAGUUGACAGUUUUUAUCAGAAUGGGCCAAAUAACAUAGUCCAGCCAACGCCGUCUCCAAAAAGUUACCCAAACAGUCAUUUCCCGUAUCCUUCUCCAGUGCCCGCAGGUUAUCCUGCGCUUGUGCGGCCCGAUCCUUUAGCAGUUGUUACUAGUCCUAGGACUGAGCCUCCAUGCACCAAUGUGUCUCAGUCAGCUUCACUGAUUACCGGUCCAUCCAUUAGUCCUGUAUCCAGUCAGCCUCAUCUCAUCACAGCCGCCCAUCAUCCUCACAGUGUCCGGCCCCAGCACUACAUUUCGCCCAACUAUUCUCACAAACCUGGCUGCCCGACACCUCCUUCCACGUGGAAUCCAGCGGCGGCGAUAGAUUCAGGUGUGAAGAGCAGCCAACCUCAGACCCCUAAAGGUCUAAUAGAAACUUUGAGCGCAGGUAGCAGCAGGGACACUAUCGAUAGAGAUAAGCUACGGUAUAAAGACGUUGGAAGUCAUAGCAGUCACAGCCACCAAUCCAAAGAGAGAGAGAGGGAGACACUAAGAGCUCCCAUCUCUGUCAACUCGUCUCUUUCAUCUCCCUCAUUUCCGGCCCCAAAGCCUGUUUGGUCAAGUAGUCCAGGCCAACUGUACAACCCUUUGCUCCACCACCACAGCUCUCCCUUACACCCACCCUCAGUCCCGCCACAGACAUCACCCAUCUUCCCUGCCCUGCCCCUAGCCCACCCUCCUCCGCUCUUGGCAGCAGGCAACCCAAGUCUGCCCUCGGCGAUGUUUGCUCCCCCAAUCCCUCCUGCACCCCCAUCUCUUGCAGCGGCUCCCUUGACCACACAUCCAGUUGCAAGUAGCCAGUUUUCUGCCGACAGUCUGAUACGAAGUCAGGACUUCUUACACCAGGAUCUGAACAACAGACUACUAGCACACAGGGACUCUGGCUCCCUGGCUCUUCCACCUGCCCCGUUUGUACGUAGCAGCGAGACCCACCAGCAUCAGCACCAGCACCAACACUUGCAUAAUCACAUGCAUCAACACACAUACAGUGGGCUGAGUGCCUCGCCGUUAGUGCCACCAGCACCUCCAUUGUUUGACAAGAUUCCUAAAGUGUUUGAAUCCGGUGUGUUUAGACCAAGUAUUGUUCCAAGCUACAGUGCUGCCUUCAGUUCUCUGUUACCCCCUGGACCAUCAGGUGCUAGCCUGGCGUCAAGUCUACAAGGUGCUUUUCAACCUAAGAGUUUGAUGGAGCCAGGACAGAUGCUUGUAAACUACCGUGACCGAGAGAAAGUUGGUGGUGUCCCUCCCACACACAAAAAACAAGGUAAAUGGUGUGCAGUACAUGUCCGUGUUGCUUGGGAGAUCUACCACCGCCAACAGAAACAGUCAUCAGAACCUCUGUCUGGAGCCUCCAGCAAACUUGGUAAAGACACUAAGCCUCUGGAACCAACUCAUUUGUUGCCAUCUACAAGGCCCCCUGACCUGGGGCCGCCAACACCUGGGUCGCUCUUAGCUUCAGUUGCUCGCAGUGUACCUGAUGGGAUUGUCCACCCCACUUCAAGUUUUUUAUCUUCAUCCAAUUUAGUGUCCGCCAUGCCAUCCUUUCCACGUCCUUCACCUUAUGGCCCACAGUCUCUUCUGAAUCCGUUGGGAUUUAGUGGUUUAGGUAGCAGUAUGUUUGCCCCAGUCAGAGAUAUUGUGCCCACGAGUCAGGCAGAAUGGGGCAGACUACACAGGACACCCUCAUCCUUUCCUUCAUGGCCCAAGACGGACAUGGAAAGAGAGAAAGAAAGAGAGAGGGAACUAAGAAAAGAGGAAGAAAAAGAAAGAGAAAGGAGGUCAUCCACCAGCAGCCAUAGACUACCUGAUGAAUCUAGGCAUAAAGAAUUGGACAGACCAAAGUCUAGGUCAAGGUCUAGAUCACCUUUACGCAAUGGCCAUGGCCGCCUUGAUCACCUUGUGAAGCCUGAAUCCAGCCAUUAUGAUAGACGGCCACACUCAGCUUCAAUGCUGAGCACCUCGGCCAUGAAGCUGAAAGAAGAGAGGCGGGAGGAGGAGCUGGUCUCCCACCACAUAGCAGAGAGGGAGAAACUGGAGAGGGAGAGGGCAGAGAGAGAGAGGAUGGAGAGGGAGAGACUAGAAAGAGACAGAUUGGAGAGAGAUAGGUUGGAGAGAGACAGACUGGAGCGGGAGAGGAUGGAGAAAGAGAAGCUGCUCCAGUCAGAGAGGGAAAAGAUGAUUCAGGCUGUGGAGCAGAGAGACAAAUACUUCCAGAACCCUGGAUACAUCGGUCUGACCCACUUUGCACCUGGGCUUCCUCCCCACCCAGGACUCCUGGACCGACGGGUUGGUCUGAUGGGCCCGCCUGGGGUCAGCUACCCCUUCCUGGACAGAGCCCCUGUGCCGACCACCAUGUGGAGUCCUUUCGACAAGUCUGUAGAAAUGCAGAGGGUAGAGUUUGAGAGGGAGCGAGAGCGUAUGGCCAUGAUGUCACGCUUGGCCAGUAACAUUCCAUCUCAGCUGGCUGCCCUUGAGCACCAGGAGCGUAUCAAAGAGCAGUUUAUUAGGGAGCAGCAGGAGAGGGAGUAUGAACUACGAAGGCAAUACCUGGAGCGUCUGCCAGCAUUCAGUGCAGAUCGACUUCGUGCUGCCGACCCACUGACAUUGGGAGGCUUCUUCCCAAGGACCCUGAGCCCGAUGUUUGGCCCAGGUGCUCUUGCUGGGCUGAAGAGCAACUCCCCUCACAUACCAGGCGUGCCCCCAGCUCUCAUCCCUUCCAGCUCAUCCACAGCCGCCACGCUUUUGUCCUCGCGCAGCCAUGACAACUCCCCCUCCUCAUCCAGCAAGUCUAAGGGCUGCAGUCCAGCAGACAGUACUAGUGACCUUAAGGAUAAGCGGGAGGGGGGCAGCUCCACUGACCCUGACGCUCACUCCAGGUAGUGAAUUGGUUUGAAUGGUGACAACACAUGAUAUAGGAAUCUAGCUCAGUCUUCAAUUCAUUCAGUGGAUAUAAUGUGACACACUGGAUAUAAUGUGACUCACUGGAUAUAAAGCGACACACUGGAUAUAACACCACUUUAAGUCAUGCAUUUCUAUUCUGGAUAUAUAUAUAUACUAAAUAUAAAUCUGGAUAUAUUGAUUGCAUACUGGAUUAUACAUCUGGUUAUGUUGACUACAAAUGCUACUGGAUUACACAUCUGGAUAUUUUGACUAGAAAUACAUCUGGAUUAUAUCUAUAUCUGAUGUAAAUGAAUGCAUCAUUUGGAUUAUUUCCCCUUCCCAAUGUGAUCCGUGCAGUGUAUCAGCACUGUUAGGUCAGAAAGUGUUCAUUCCCAAGCAGUGGACUCCAAACUUGAUCUCAAGCCAAUUGCUUUCUUCCAAACUGUAGUCAGCUUGUGUAGUCUCUAGUACAUGACUCAAUGUUUUUGUGAUAAUAUUGGAGCAGUGAAUACUAGUGUGUGUGUGUGUAUAUGUGUCUUGGAACUGUGAUAUGGACCAGUGAGGGGGAUGGGGGUGUGGGCGGCUAUUUAUUUUAUUUUCAGCCGCUGGAGCUCAGAAUGUAUUUAUUUUUUUGUUUUGUUUGUUUUAUUCUUUCAAGUUGUGAAACUGCAAUAUGUGUCACCCACACUUCCCACCCCCCUCUCACCUUUCUAUUUUUUAUGUUUUCAGUGUCUUUGAUUCAAUAAACUAUUAUUGUCCUUUA
This is a messenger RNA of Biomphalaria glabrata, 5094 nucleotides long. Its product is annotated as autism susceptibility gene 2 protein homolog. The record is from RefSeq and is a predicted model, not a curated record. Bases 228 to 4331 code for a protein of 1367 amino acids. Lineage: Eukaryota; Metazoa; Mollusca; Gastropoda; Planorbidae. The transcript has 17 exons.